AUGCCGACAUCUGCGACAGUGAUGCAUCCUACUCCUCCUUCUUCUCAAUCAGCAGUUAGCAAUCAACGUAACGCGGAUCUAAUCAGUUCACCACUGAAUUUCGCUCAUCUACCUGCACCAAUAUUGCCUUCAUCGAACCAGCAACUGAACGCCGGCUCUGCUCAGCAACCCCAAUCACAAAACGGCACGCAACAACAAAAUGAACUGAAUAAUCAGGCAAAUGGAUCAGUAAGUCAGCUACCAAAUCAAAUCCCAAAUACAAUUGUAAUGCACACAAACGCAGCUCCAUCUCAG
Anisakis simplex (herring worm) is the source of this 294-nucleotide messenger RNA. The record is from the annotation of a GenBank genome assembly. NCBI's taxonomy places the organism in Eukaryota, Metazoa, Nematoda, Chromadorea, Rhabditida, Anisakidae.